Molecule: messenger RNA, 1692 nt
Organism: Trematosphaeria pertusa
Lineage: Eukaryota; Fungi; Ascomycota; Dothideomycetes; Pleosporales; Trematosphaeriaceae
Product: cytochrome P450
Exons: 3
Coding region: 1-1692 (563 amino acids)
Molecular function (GO): steroid hydroxylase activity; oxidoreductase activity, acting on paired donors, with incorporation or reduction of molecular oxygen; heme binding
Source: RefSeq, a predicted model, not a curated record
AUGACGCUACUAUUCAUGUGGCUCAUCGUUCGCUAUAUCCUGUGUUACGUAUCCUACUACCGUAGGUAUGCCCAUCGCGUUGGCACCCAGCUUCCUCCCACUUACCCAAGCUUCAUUCCCAAGUAUGGGACCGCUCUCUCCUACUUGCUGGCCCCUGCGCAUUUUGUUAAUAACACACUCCAACGAGCAUCCAAGGAGGGCCUCAUCCGCGUCAAAACCCUCUCCCUAGACUUAGUCUUCGUCUUCGGCGCUCCCAACGUCGUCGACCUCUUCAAAGACGCCUCAAGCGCCCUCCCCACUGCACACUGGUACGUUCUCCGGUACCUAGGCGGCAUCCCUAAGGAAGCUGGCAACCGUAUCUGGGAGGAUGAUUCCGGUUUCAAGCCCCACCCAAAUCCUCUCAGCAACGUCAACGCGCGGAACCGCGUGGACCUCUUCCUGCACCAGAUUCUUGUGGACUUCCUGCGCAGCUCGAACAUGGAGAAGAUCUUCGAGCGGUACGCUGAGUGCUUCAAGACGCACAUUGAAGGCUUGGAGAUCGGAAGUGAGUGGGUCGUAUACCCGGACUUCUUCGAGUUUAUGACCUUGCACACCACGAUCCCUCUUGUUGAGACGAUCUGCGGGCGCUUUAUUCUGGAAAAUUGCCCUGAGUUCUGCGGCAAUUUGUGGAAGUAUAAUGCGUGUGCGGCGAGCAUGCUCAAGGGCGUUCCGCGCAUCUUUAACCGGAAGGCGUAUAAGCUGAGGGACUCGCUGCUCGCGGAUAUCAAGGACUGGCAUCGGUUUGCUAACGAGCAUGAUGAGAAGUUUGGAGCCUGUGAUGAGGACACUUUUGAUCCGGUGUGGGGGACUAAGUUCUUCCGCGACCGAACGGGGAAGUUUCGCCGUGUUGAUGGGUUUGAUGCGGAUGCGCUUGCUGCUGAUGAUUUGGCAGCUUUGUGGGGCGCCACCGCUAAUACCUUCACCUCCUCCUUCUGGGCCUGCCUCGAAACCUUCUACGACCCGUCUCUCCUCUCUCGCGCUCGUGCCGAAGCAGUAUCUGCACUCCACGCUUCUCCAACUGCAUCAACGACUUUCGACCACGACAAGCUCCUCCGCCAGCCGCUGCUGCAAUCCAUCUACUCCGAGACCCUGCGUCUUCGCGUCGUCGUGUACAUCUACCGCUGCAAAGCCCAGGAGGUGGUUAAGAUCGGCAAAUGGAAUGUGCCUCCGCGAACUCAUAUCGUUACUCUGACUUCAACCGCGCAUUAUGAUCGCGAUGCGUGGAACGAGGGACCGAAUGGCGAGCACCCCGUCACCGAGUUCUGGGCCGACCGCUUUCUCACAUAUCCCAAUGACCCCACCAGCGGACCUCGCAAGAAGGAUCCUGUCACGAGCGAGGGCCGCCCUCACAAGCCAUCCGGCGACCCCUCUUCGUCUCAACCAGUCUUCGACAUGCAAGGCAUGGCUGCAAAUGGCCACUGGAUUCCUUACGGUGGGCGGCCACGUGGCUGUUUCGGACGGCAUCUUGCGCGUCGAGAGAUUCUGCUCAUUCUGGCGAGCAUGGUGUUGAUGUUUGAUGUGGAGUUCUUGGGGAAGGGAAAGGUCGGACCGAGUGAGGACGAUUAUGGGGCUGGGGCUCAACGGGCGGAUGGCAAGGUGCCGUUUCGAAUUCGACGGAGGAACACUGGGGCAGUGCCGGAUGUCAGAACUUAG